AUGGUAACACCGGACAAUUUUCAAACAACAACUCUUGUAUUCUCGAUAGUCUUUAUAAUUUUUAUUCCAUAUAUUGUUCUUGUUGCUUUUUGCUAUAUUUCGAGAAAAACUGAUGACCGAGUAAGUUUUGAAAACAUGCUUUCCACAAUCAUAUUUUUUUUUUUCAGCAACCUCAACAUAUUCUUCAAGUGCAUAUGAUUGUUUGUGGAAUUUUCUGUGUUUUAGGAUCAUUCAUAUUUUCAGUUAGUGCAUUGAUUCUGGAAUCCUCAAGUUUGAUGGCCAAAUCUGAUGGCUUCGAAAAAAUUAUAUCUUAUCCUCUCGUAGUUUUCAUGUGUCUCAUGUUUGUUAUUCCAACAAUUAUACAAACCUUGUUUUAUUAUCUUUUGCUGCUCACAGCAAUCCAGAGAAUCGUUUUGAUAUCAAAAGCAAAAGUUGGAUUGCAACUUCUCACUGGGUUGGUUUAAAACUUAUCCUGAAGCUGAAAAUUAAUAAAAUAAUUUUCUAGACGACGCCUUAAUUUCAAAAUCGCAUUUUUCUAUAUCGUUGCCCUGGUUUCUGCUACUCAAAAAUGUAUGGACCCAGAAAAUAUAUCAAUUGUAAGUCAAGAUCUUAUUGAAAUUCUUGUUUUUACUAAAAAAAAUUUUAGCUUGAAUUGGUUACACUGGUUUCAACUUUGCUCAUUCUCACCCUGUCUUGUGCUCUUGUCCGACAUAUUGAAAGAAAAAUGGUUGCUGCAGCUCAUGUAACUGUUCUCACCCAAACAAUUCCGGCAGUUCUUAUCCAAGUCAUCUUCACAGCUUUGGAAUUAAUGACAAAACAUUUUGAUCUUAAACAUUUCUCUCUUCAUUCAAUUCGAAUUAUUGGCGCUUUCGUUAUGUCAAUCGCAAUUCCAUUUUUCAUUAUUCUUGGAAGCCGAACUAAAAGACGAAUUGUUCAUGCAAUUAUGACUUGUCGAUGGGAAGAACAACACGGAAGAGGAGAAUUAUAUGCAGAUAGAACACCAGCGGAACAUUCCAAUGUUUUGAGUUUGUCUCCAUCACCAACUAUCAGGUUUUAA
This is a messenger RNA of Caenorhabditis angaria, 1057 nucleotides long. The record is from the annotation of a GenBank genome assembly. NCBI's taxonomy places the organism in Eukaryota, Metazoa, Nematoda, Chromadorea, Rhabditida, Rhabditidae.